This is a messenger RNA of Orbicella faveolata, 5322 nucleotides long. RefSeq lists its product as uncharacterized. Gene Ontology annotation, cellular component: nucleus. The record is from RefSeq and is a predicted model, not a curated record. NCBI's taxonomy places the organism in Eukaryota, Metazoa, Cnidaria, Anthozoa, Scleractinia, Merulinidae.
UUUCAGGAGAUUUACAUUGAGCAAUUUUCUAAAGACAGAGCCUCCGAGCUCUGACAACCCAGAAGCAAAGACCCGGAGCAAAGAAACGAACGUUUGACUUUUUCCCGCCAUGUUUUCCAAGCUGUUUACGUCUGACCUGUCAAUCACAGGUGAGGUUGUUAUGACAACAUUAAUUUUUGGCCUCGUUCUGCGUAAUUCUCGUUUCUGAUUGGUUGUCGUUGAAGUCCUGUUGUCGCAGUUGCAAAAUGGCGUCUUCUUGAAUGUGACCCGCCCCAGAGCCCAUGGCUGAAAAAAACACCAAAAUGGAGAGGGGCCUCUCGCGCGAAUAUCUUGCCUUUAUCUUUUCCAUUUUCCUUGCUCCUCGAACCUGCAGAAACUAUCUCAGUCCUUUAUCUCGGUGGCUCAAGUUAACGAGAAAAUGCCUUCUUCUUUGGCCUGGAAUAAAACGAAUUGUGUUUUCAGAGUAUCGAGCAAGGUGUCAUUCAAUACGGUUUGGUGUACCAAAAAAGGGCGCUUAUAGGGUGUGUGAUUUUCUCAUUCGCUCAUCACCGAGUGGUCGGCAGUUGAACGUAAGCCACAAUGGCGAGCGCGUAGGAAUCGCUCAAAGGAACGGACUUAUACGUUCGCUUUUCGCCGUUCGUUGAACGAAGAACUGCUCCAUUUACCUUUAUGGAGGAAAUACAAACUAAACCUGGUCCUUUGAAGUUUGAAACGAGCAGUUUCGACACAAUUGAUGUUGGUGCCAAGAAAGAGCAAGCCAAAGCGACGAACGUUAUGUUUCAAGGAAAGAACAUCCACUCUUCGCCGCUGGACGGGAAACUUCUGUGCAGUUACAGCGAAAAGCUUUGUAAGCAAAGGAGACUCAAUGGCUACGCUUUCUGUAUUCGUCAUGUGUUGGAGGAUAAAAAUGCCCCUUUUAAACAAUGCCAGUUUGUGGCAAAAUACAACGGACAUCAGUGUACAAAUCCCAUACCGUUUGCCGAGGACAGAAUCUACUGUAAUAGCCAUUUGCAAGUGUUGGGAAUCGUUCCUAAGAAGAAUCGACGGAAAAAACCGGGCGAAGGAUGUGAAAGCGAAGUGAAUUCAUCUUCGUCGACCUCUGAAUGUAAAGCAAGAACAGAUGUUUUAACGACUCCUGCCUCGACAAACAUGUCUUCGAUUCCCCCUCAACUCUAUCCUUUUCGUUUAAAAAAGCCCAAAAAUGUACCGCAGAAGAGAACUUAUACGAAUAUUCCUGCGAUCGAAGAGUUGAAGGAUAGUCAAAGGAAGUGGCAGAAGGAUAGGGCAGAUUUAUUCAAGAUUUACGGUAUUGACAGCUCAGAUGAUGAUAGUUCCAGUGAGGGUGAUGAAAUGCCAUGGCAACAAAUAUGGCUGUCGUCUGACAGUGAUCUUGAUUACGAUGCUCUCAGAAAAGAAAAUAACUGCCUUGAAGCUGAUAUACGAACUGCUAAGAUUUCCAGACUAAGUACCCAACUUCGCAGGCAACUUCACCAGCUGCGGAGAACACUGCGGUCAGGCCGUAAUCGUUACAAGGAUCUUUUAGCAUCUGGUAGUGUUCUUGUUAAGGCUGUUCACAGUAACAGUUCAGCAUGUGUGGAUUCUUUACUUGAAAAUAGCAAGAAGUCAAGGAAAACAAGACCAAGACCAGCAGCAUGCCAGAGAAAAGCAUGUGCAUUUUCUAAGGAUGAUGUGCAAUGUGAUAAAAUGGCUUUCCCAUAUACCAAGUUUUGCAAAGAUCAUAUAAUGAAUGACUCCAAGCAGGUACUAUAUGCUCAGUGCACGGCAAAGUGGCCCGGAGGUUUGCAGUGUUCUGUGCCAGUGUUUGAUGUUAUCCACGAGCGACCUCUUUGUGAUGAGCAUGCUAGGAAAAAGGCCAAGUUUCAGGAAGCUCAAGCCCAGGCUCAAGCUGCAGCAGCAGCAGCAAAGACAUCUCCAGGAGUAAUCAAACCUCCUGUGAAGAAACCACGCCGCAAACCGCAACCAAAGGCAUCUUUACCUCAGAAGGUCCCGAAACUCCCAAAAAAGCUGCUCAAUAGGAAACCUGUUGCUCCAAGGCCAAACAAGGCAAGAGUAGUAAAGACACCGAACAAUUCUUUAAGACCUGUUGGCUUGGACAAUUCAUUUAGUCCAGACAAUUCAUCUGAUAUGUUGUCUCCAGAUAUCAGUUUAUCGUUAUCAUCAGACUAUUCACAUGGGAGUGCGUCUUCUCCAAUAUCACCAGCACUCGAUGACUUUCAGCAAUAUGAUUCUUCAAUGUUUGAAUCUGAGCAAAGAGAUGAUAUACUUCUUGGUGGGCUAGAACAUGAGGAAAGUGAACAUGACAUUCUUAACGACAAUUUCCCAGGUGUGUCUAAUGGUAGUUCUUCCAUCAAAGGCCUUUAUCCUGGCAAAGACAAGAAUUGUGGAGCUGGACACUCUGUGCCUGCUUCAGUGAUUACACACACACCAGGGUUGUUAAACAGCCCUGCCUUUCUUAGUGCCAGUCAAGGUGGCACAGGCUUGACGGACUCCAGAACUAAAUUGUCUCCACUCAAUAGCAAGAGUAAGACAAACAAAGGUUCUAAACCAAGAGAAACAAAGAAACUGGUUAAUGCAAGUAAUGCUUCUUCCCACUCAGUUGAAAGCAUUCUAUCACCAAACAUUCAUCAUAACAACAUGAAAAUGGAGAAUAACAAGAUAAAAGAACUUGCGCUUAACAAAGACCCCAUGUUCUCUCCUCCACAUGGACUUCUAGGAAGUAAUGACUUGAAGUCACACAGCAAUGGUGUUACCUCUGAUCAUCUCCACUCUCCGUCCAUGACAAUGGAUGCUAUCCUGUCUCCUACGCAAAGAUCCUGGUCAGCAAUUGUUAGUAGUAACACGUCUCCAGCUUCAUCAUCAUUUACGUCACCACUUAAUUCUUCACAAACUGGAUUAUCAAGACUAGUGUCACCACCUUUUUCUCCACCCUCAAUGUCCCCUCACAUUUCACCCCACACUACCCUUGGGAGUGUCUUCACAUUUGACAGACCAACACACUUUCAACAAUCUCAUAUUACAUCACCGACACUUAGUCCCGCUAGUCCAUCAUUCCUUCAAGGGCAAAUAAAGCAAGCAGGGGCACCUUAUCAACGGCCCAAUGAGCUUGACAACACUGAAGAUCCAUUUCUUUUCCCAGUUGACAGAGACCAAUCGUUAUUUGGUGGUCCAUUUAAUCAGAAUCAUGACACUUCCUUGGGUGACCUGCGAUUAAGAUGAAUGGCAUGUUGAGCCCUAUGUUUGUCCCCCACAAGCAAAGCAGAAAGUUCUUUAACAUCAUUUUGGGCAAUAUGUGGAAAAUAUCUUUUAUGUGGUGAAAGUGACAAGCUAAUGUGUCAUCUAUCGCUCUGUCUAUAGAUGCAACUUCUUUGUGGACUGUAAAAAUCAGGGACCUGUCUGCAAUUUAUGCGAAGAUUUUCCAGACAUGACAUUUUUUUAGCAACAGCUUAAUUUGAUUGGUCACUGCUGAAGAAACAGAGAGCUUGUUGUUACUACUAUGUAAAUAUGGACACUGUAAAUAUUAAGCCGUUCCUCUCCUUUCUCAAAAAGGUGCAACUCUCCACAGAAAGAAAACAUUGUGGUCUGUGAUCAGUCUGUUUCUUAAAAUCUGUGUGGAGUGAACACAAAAAUAGCUUGCUCUUUGAGCACCCAGAAGCCCAGCCACCGUGGGCCUGUGCUGCUUGUGGCUUUUAGUUUUACUGCAUGCUGCAAUUGGAUCAUGCUACUUUUGCAUUCACUCAACACUACUUUAUAGGGAAAACAAAGCUUCUUACAGUCUAAAGGAAUGAAAUUUGCAGGCCUAGUAUUGUAAAUUGACUUUACUUUACAUAUUUGAAGAGAAAUCAAUUAAUUUGGAACCAACGUGAUGAGGAGUUCUGAAUCACUUGUUUGACUGUCAAAAUAUUUUCCCUUUUCAUCUUGUCGAUUUUUAGACCAGUUAAAACAUUCCACAAUCUUUAUUCAUUCAUGAAAGUCCUGUUGGUUUUUUUGUGGUUGUAUCACUAAUAAUUGUGGAAUAUUGAAACUACCACAAGUGACCUGAAUUUGAAAUUUAGAACUGCAUUUAAAAUGCAACUGAUGUUAUUUUGAGGAAACCACUGAACACUUUAUACCGUAUUUAUGCAACUUCGUCUCAAAGAUGGCUUGAAAUAUUAAUACUGCGAUUACUCUCUGUGAAUGUUCAGGUGGAUUAUAGUUUCUUUUCCUCAAAUUGGUUGGUUUUGUAUGUUGUGAUUCAACAUUUAACAGUCCCUUUUCAGGGUAUUUCUUUCUUGUCGCCAUGUUACGAAAACUUUGAAUUCUACAGUGUUUUUUCAAAGAAAUCCCUGGGGUGUGUUGAAACCUUUGGAUGUUUGUUUUUGUUGUAUUUGCAAGCUCUUUCACGCUGUAUGUAGCUCAAUGUUUUGUCCUCAACAUGGGUACUAGUUUAUUUUUUCUGUCUUCUCAUUUUGGGCUUGUCUUUAUAUUCAGCUAUUUGUACUGACCUAUAUGUUAGUUUCAUGAAAAUGUUGAGGGGCUGCAGCCAGGAUAGGUCACGCUAAAACUUAAAACGUUUUCUGGCCAAAACUAAUUGUUAAACACAAGCUUUUGACUGCAUUAACUGCAGUCUUCAUUGAGUGAAGUGUUUCAAUAGGCACAAGAAAUUCAAAAUAUAGAGUGAUAUAAAGAAUAUAAUAAAAUAAAAUUAGGAAUUUUUACUAAAAUAGAAUGCUAGCAAACCAUGAUGGCUCCCAGUGUGGACAAUAACUAAUAUUCUUUAUGGCAAAAAUUCUUAAUUUUAAUCUACAAUCUUUUUAUCACACUAUAUCUUAGAAUUUUCGGUGCCGCCUUCAUCAUUUCACCUUUUAAAGACUGCAAAGCUUGUGUUUUCAAAAUAUUCUUAGUCAGAGAACGUUUUAGUUUUACUAUAUUUAUUUCGCUUUCUUCUUGAAGCAAGUAAGUUUGAUUUUUGUUGCUUAGGGCAAUGCUUUGGGCAAAAUACCACUACUACUUCUUCCUCGUUGAUGAUGAAGUGAUGUGCUUAAAACUUGAGAUACAUUCUUGGCCUAGCUAUUUAAAAUCUCCUGUUUUAUCAUUGUACAUUGUACAGCAAUCACUGAGAAAGAAGAUGGAUUGCUCAAAGUACCGAUGCUAGCGUUAAAAAGAGAAAUAUUGCUUUCCACUUUCUUGUGCUUUUAUCAAACAAGAUCCCUCUAUGUAAUAGAGAUUAUACUCCCAAACAAACAGUACUGUGGCCUCAGAACUUAAAAUAUAUUUAAUAUAGAACAUUUGUAUAAAAAAAUAAAGUAUUUUCUGACAACAUGA